Heterocephalus glaber (naked mole-rat) is the source of this 2070-nucleotide messenger RNA. The record is from RefSeq and is a predicted model, not a curated record. NCBI's taxonomy places the organism in Eukaryota, Metazoa, Chordata, Mammalia, Rodentia, Bathyergidae.
UGCUCCCAGUCUGUUCAUCCAAUCAUAUCCCAACAUGCAAAUAAACUUUAGGCAGUACAGAUAAAAAGGAACAAAUAAAGCCGAGUGCUGUAUCAGAAUCAAAUUGCUGAGCCUGUCACCUGUGUUCCAGGAGCUGAACCAGAAAUGUCUUCAGCAAAACCAGCCAUACCUGCCCCACUGACUGAUUUGAAGAUUCAGUAUACUAAGAUCUUCAUAAACAAUGAAUGGAAUAAUUCAGUGAGUGGCAAGAAAUUUUCUGUCAUUAACCCAGCAACUGAAGAGAUAAUUUGUCAGGUAGAAGAAGGGGAUAAGGCAGAUGUUGACAAAGCAGUGAAGGCUGCAAGGCAGGCCUUUCAGAUUGGCUCUCCAUGGCGUACUAUGGAUGCUUCAGAGAGGGGACGCCUCCUCUACAAGCUGGCUGACUUAAUUGAAAGAGAUCAACUGCUGCUGGCAGUGAGUAUAACCAAACAGGAUGCAUAGGGAGAGCUCUCCAAAGCAUUCACUGUUUGAAUUGACAACUUGAGUGGUUGUAUUCUCUAUAGGGCUGGGUGUGUGCUUUAUUUUCCAGAUGGAGACUUUUUCACUUACACAAGACGCGAACCUAUUGGAGUAUGUGGCCAAAUCAUUCCUUGGAACUUCCCGUUGCUUAUGCUGGUGUGGAAGAUAGGGCCUGCCCUGAGCUGUGGAAACACAGUGGUUGUCAAACCAGCAGAGCAGACUCCGCUCACUGCUCUUCACGUGGCAUCAUUAAUUAAAGAGGUAGGUUUUCCUCCUGGAGUGGUGAAUAUUGUCCCUGGCUAUGGGCCCACUGCAGGGGCAGCCAUCUCUUCACACACGGACAUUGACAAAGUGGCCUUCACAGGAUCAACAGAGGUUGGCAAAAUAAUCAAAGAAGCUUCUGGGAAGAGCAAUCUGAAGAGGGUCACCCUGGAGCUGGGAGGGAAGAGCCCUUGCAUUGUGUUUGCUGAUGCUGACUUGGACAGUGCUGUAGAAUCUGCCCAUGUAGGCGUAUUCUUCCACCAGGGCCAAUGCUGUGUAGCUGCAUCCAGGCUUUUUGUGGAAGAAUCGAUUUAUGAUGAGUUUGUUCGAAGGAGUGUUGAGCGGGCUAAGAAAUAUUUUAAACAGAUUGACAAGGAGCAGUAUGAUAAAAUACUCGACCUCAUUGAGAGUGGGAAGAAACAAGGGGCCAAACUGGAAUUGGGCGGAGGCCCCUGGGGGAACAAAGGCUACUUCAUCCAGCCCACAGUUUUCUCCAAUGUGACAGAUGAGAUGCGCAUUGCCAAAGAGGAGAUAUUUGGACCAGUGCAACAAAUCAUGAAGUUUAAAACUUUAGAUGAAGUGAUCAAGAGAGCAAACAAUACGACCUAUGGCUUAGCAGCAGGAAUCUUUACCAAAGACCUUGACAAAGCAGUGACAGUCUCCUCUGCUCUGCAGGCGGGGACAGUGUGGGUAAAUUGCUAUGGUGGAGGAGGUACGCAAUCCCCCUUUGGAGGAUACAAAAUGUCUGGAAAUGGACGAGAAAUGGGUGAAGAAGGUAUCUAUGAAUACACAGAGAUCAAGACUGUCACAAUGAAAAUCUCUCAGAAGAACUCAUAAUCCCCAGGACUGAGGACUCUUCAAUGAACUGACAUCUCCUCCAGUCCCCAGUGUAGUAGAAUUUAAAUACAAAAUUUAUAUUUCUGAACUUUUAAACAUUUUAGUAAUCACAUGACUAUUAAUAAUAUACAUUAAAAAGCAGACAUGGAAUUUAUUGAGAAAGAAUCAUUUAUGUUUGAAUGCAAACGGUGGAUUUGGAGGCAAGAUCUCUAGCUUUGUGGUACUGAUGUAUUCUUCUUUGUAGGUAUCGUCAGGAACAAUCAUUUUAUAUGAGAAGAAGAAGUCAUUCAGGCCUUUCCGCUCAGCGACUGCUCGAAGGCCUUAACAUUCUUAUUAAUGACCCCAAGGUGGUCUGUUCCCAGUAAUCAUGGUGUCUGUGGAGGGUCUUGAAGGGUUUCCUAGAAUGUCACAUCUGCUUGUCAAAUGAGAUAUUUUACUGCAAUUUUAAUAUAAAAGUUAAUUCAAACAACCUUA